AAACUAUCUCGACGAAGCUCACUAUGUGGCGGCGACGCAGGUGGACGGCCGCGAAUUCUACGACACCGUGGUCGAAAUCCUCGAAGCCGAAACGCAGCCGCUAGAGGAAAGAAAGGGGCCAGGUGCAGCAAAAUACCCACGAACUUCCGAGUCCCCUGCCGGCGAAAUGCGCGAUUUUGGUUCUUCGACUUCGCGUUGCAAACGUGUAAAAUGUACCUCUCCGGAAGAUGUGGCGGAGCGACUAACCACUUUGCCUCGGAAAGAAUGUGCCAGAAAGUGUGCCUACCGCCAGAGAGGCAGAAACUUUCCUGCAGCGUGGUGCCAAAGCAAGGACCAUGCCACAAGGGGUCUAGAAACACAUGGUACUUCAAUUUCGCUGCUGGCCUCUGCACUCGCAUUCUGAGCGCUAACUGUUCCGUCGGCGCUAACAGCUUCCCAUCCUGUGAAGCUUGCACGAAAAGUUGCACCAAUGCUAAUGCACAUGAAGCUUGUUCUCGGGCUGUACCGAACCCGGAAGACUUCCUACCGAAGAAGCCGAAAUAGACAAGCUGCUCUGCUCCGCUGUUUUCAAAAAAUGCCAAGGAGAUCCCUCGACUUCGACCGCACCACCGUAUUAAGUUCGUUCAUCACAAA
Molecule: messenger RNA, 633 nt
Organism: Rhipicephalus microplus (southern cattle tick)
Lineage: Eukaryota; Metazoa; Arthropoda; Arachnida; Ixodida; Ixodidae
Source: RefSeq, a predicted model, not a curated record